CACACAUACACACACACACACACACGGAGUGGAUUUUGAUGGAGCGGUUAAGACCGAGAACGCAUCUUCUCAUGGAGGACUGUUUCACGCCGAACUGUCAAUGAGGAUGCAUCCCCUCUCUGCAGGAACUGUCUCUGACUCCUCUUGGCCCUCGGCUGCGGGGCCGUGAGCAGCUACCAUGGCGUAUCCUAACACCAGCACACUGACAGCCAACUCCAGUGGAGCUCUGGGCGGUCAUGACCCCGGGGGAAACAUAUACCGGCCUUUCUCAGUUUUCAGCGUGCUCACUCUCACGUUGCUGGCCAUGCUGGUGGUGGCCACGUUUGUGUGGAACCUGCUGGUGCUGGUGACCAUCCUGAGGGUGAGGACUUUCCACCGGGUGCCGCACAACCUCGUAGCAUCCAUGGCCAUCUCUGACGUCAUGGUGGCCGCCCUGGUCAUGCCGCUCAGCCUCGUGCAUGAGCUGAACGGCCGGCUGUGGAAGCUGGGCCGGGUGCUGUGCCAGGUCUGGAUCUCCUUCGACGUCCUCUGCUGCACGGCCAGCAUCUGGAAUGUGACAGCUAUCGCGCUGGACCGCUACUGGUCCAUCACCAGGCACCUGGAGUACACUCUGAAGACACGGAAAAAGAUCUCCAACGUGAUGAUCGCGCUCACCUGGCUGCUGUCGUCCAUCAUCUCCCUGUCUCCUCUGUUCGGCUGGGGGGAGACCUACACGGAGGGGAUGAAGUGCCAGGUGAGCCAGGAGCCGUCCUACACCAUCUUCUCCACCUUCGGAGCGUUUUACCUGCCGCUCUGCGUCGUGCUGUUUGUUUACUGGAAGAUCUACAAGGCCGCCAAGUUUCGCAUCGGCUCCCGCAAGACCAACACCAUAACACCCAUGGCUGAGGUGAAGGAUGAGGGACACCAGCCGCAGAUGGUGUUUACCGUGCGCCACGCCACCGUGACCUUCCAAACGGACGGCGACACGUGGCGCGAGCAGAAGGAGAAAAAGGCGGCGCUGAUGGUGGGCAUUUUGAUCGGCGUCUUUGUACUUUGCUGGAUCCCCUUCUUCAUCACGGAGCUCAUCGUGCCGCUGUGCUCCUGCGACAUCCCGCCCGUCUGGAAGAGCAUCUUCCUGUGGCUGGGCUACUCCAACUCCUUCUUCAACCCACUCAUAUACACGGCCUUUAAUAAGAACUACAACAACGCCCUUAGGAACCUCUUCUCCCGGCAGCGCUGAGCCCCUCUGCACAUCCUGCACAUCACCAGCAUGCAUUUCACAGCAGGACGCCUCCAGAUAUAGACCGUUCACUCGUCACUCACCCCCUCCUUCAGAUGGAUGAAUACCCAGAGACUAAUGAUGAUAAAACUGUCAGUGUGUUGUUGUUAUUUAUGUUCUGUUAGUUGUGCUGAGGUAACCUCACAGCUGGACUGAGACGGGUGUCUGAGCGACUCUACACAGAGAGGAAUAAAUGUAAGAAGUGGAUCUUUAAAAAGUCCAAGAUAUCUAAGUUCAUUCAAAAAAAGCCAGUUUAAUCUUAAAGAGGAAACUGUAUUCUACCACAGAACUUAAACCACUGGAUCAGUUUCUGUGAUAAAUGUACUAUUAUGAUUCCUCUAAUGAGAUUUCUGUGUAAUUUAUCUCUAAAAUGUUAAAACGUGGGGCUUCUUAGAAAGCAUUCGGGAAACUCAACCGCACUAAUACUAUUUUCUAUGUUAGCAUGAUUAGUUAGCCUACACCAUGAUUGCAUUGGCACAUUUUCUAUUUUAGUUCUAAUUGGUUUCUACGUGGUCAGAAAUGUAUGGUUUGACACCAAGAUCAUUUAUUCAGGGCAAAUGAAAGUGAUUAAAUCUAAAAAGGACAUUUUCCAAGCCUUCAUCUGGGAUUUUUGAGUGGCUAACAGGCUUUUUCAAAACCUCAAAAGAGUUUAUAUGCCAAUUUGAAUACCCCUGCUAUAUUCAAUCAUCUGCAGCACUACAUGAGGCUUAUUAAAGAAAGGAUGUCAUCAUCAUAUGUGAAGCUGCUGGGAAUCAUUUCAAAGUAAAGCUGGGAGAAAUAUUCAAGAAAACAUUUGCACAAAAACAGAAACAGACGGUCUAAACAAAACGCUCCACUUUGUAGAUGACAUUUAAAGCUGUUUGAGUUCAGCAGAGAGGGAUUAUCUGACCUGAAAGCCUCCACACAGGUACACUCCCCGUCUUCUGUUAGAUAAAGGUAAUAUAUCUCUCCUCUGACGCUGGAUAUUUAUGCACAUCAAUUCUCCUUACACACACACACACACACGCACGCACGCACACACGCAGGCCUUUUGUAAAGCAGGAGAAUAGCAAGGUAUUCCUCUUUGAAUGGAUGCAUUGUUGAGCAACUGCAGAAAUAAUAAUGACAAAUCAAACCAGAAUAAUAAAGAAGAGGAUGUUUGGACUGGCUAUUCAAAGCCUCACAACAAUGGAUUCAGUAGCCAGCACAUGUGCUAAUGCAGUUUUAAAGAAUGAUGUAUUACAGUAAGAGAAGCUAAUGUAAACCAAACAGUCAUCAGCACACAACACUCAUGGUGUUUGCCUAAUGUUGUUUUUAAAUCUCUCCCGUUUCCUGCUCACAUUGCCCCAAAAUCAUGGUGUAAUUUAGUGUAACAAGAGGAAUCAAGCAUGACACAUCGAUCCUCAGCUAAUAGCUGUGCUGUAUGUGAGUG
Messenger RNA from Eleginops maclovinus (Patagonian blennie), 2669 nucleotides. RefSeq names its product 5-hydroxytryptamine (serotonin) receptor 5A, genome duplicate b (gene htr5ab). The transcript is spliced from 3 exons. Gene Ontology annotation, molecular function: G protein-coupled serotonin receptor activity; neurotransmitter receptor activity; serotonin binding. Gene Ontology annotation, cellular component: dendrite; plasma membrane. Gene Ontology annotation, biological process: adenylate cyclase-inhibiting serotonin receptor signaling pathway; G protein-coupled receptor signaling pathway, coupled to cyclic nucleotide second messenger; chemical synaptic transmission. Bases 179 to 1219 code for a protein of 346 amino acids. NCBI's taxonomy places the organism in Eukaryota, Metazoa, Chordata, Actinopteri, Perciformes, Eleginopidae. The record is from RefSeq and is a predicted model, not a curated record.